AUGGCGGACACUGUACCAGACAUCAGCCAAGUCCCACUUCUAGAGAUGCUCAUCAACGGGGCAUGUUCAGACAUCGUCUUCUUGCCCGAUGAAGACACAACAAUUGCAGCCCAGACACUAACGACAACGACGACAACAACAAAGCCAACGACAACGUCAGCGACAGCAUCAACUGCAACAGCAAAACCUUCGACGGGAACAUGCGGAACUGUCUUUAACCCCGAAUCCUCUCUGAGAGUCAUCAACGGACAGAGGGUGGCUGUAGGGGAAUACAAGUUCCUUGUGACGCUCCUUAAAAACGGCCAGGUUGUGUGUACCGCCACAAUCAUAGACCCAACCCACGUCAUGACGGCAGCUCACUGUACUGUACGCUCGACGGCACAACAGCUAUCGGUUGGCAUAGCCGAGCAUGAUUUUACCAAGAAUGACGGCGAAAAGAUCAUCCAGGUGAAGACCCUUACCCAGCAUCCCAGGUACAACGAUGUCCAGUUAGUGAACGACAUCAGCGUCCUGACACUGUCGCAGCCCAUCACCGGCAUCAAGAACGCCGAGCCUGUGUGUCUCCCAGUCAACGACCAGUGCAUGAACCUCCAAGGAAGGAAGUGUAUCGUCGCAGGGUGGGGAGUCACCUCACAGCAGGGGGGUACCAAUACGUAUCCAGACUUCCCCUCCGACGCAAGUGUCCAGGCUUAUGAUGGGAACUCGUGCCCCUACAGAGAAUCACCGCCCAGUGACAAGAAUACUCAGAUCUGUGCUGCUGGGGAAUCCGACACCUGUGAAGGGGAUUCCGGGGGUCCGUUGGUCUGCCAGUACGGCGGUAGAUGGGUCCAGUGUGGCGUUACGUCAUACGGGUUAGAGGAAUGCAAUGUCAAGGACACACAGGGUAUCUACACCAAAGUACCUGCCUACAGUACAUGGAUUCAGUCAGCUCUUGCCAAAUGAUCACUCGGCCAA
Molecule: messenger RNA, 954 nt
Organism: Haliotis rubra (blacklip abalone)
Lineage: Eukaryota; Metazoa; Mollusca; Gastropoda; Lepetellida; Haliotidae
Product: chymotrypsin-like protease CTRL-1
Exons: 6
Coding region: 1-942 (313 amino acids)
Biological process (GO): proteolysis
Molecular function (GO): serine-type endopeptidase activity
Source: RefSeq, a predicted model, not a curated record